Messenger RNA from Exophiala xenobiotica, 3036 nucleotides. RefSeq lists its product as uncharacterized. The transcript has 2 exons. The record is from RefSeq and is a predicted model, not a curated record. Gene Ontology annotation, biological process: carbohydrate metabolic process. Gene Ontology annotation, molecular function: beta-galactosidase activity. Bases 1 to 3036 code for a protein of 1011 amino acids. Gene Ontology annotation, cellular component: vacuole. NCBI's taxonomy places the organism in Eukaryota, Fungi, Ascomycota, Eurotiomycetes, Chaetothyriales, Herpotrichiellaceae.
AUGGCAACGACACCAAGUUUGGGAAGGACCUUCUUGCAUCUACUCGUACGCCUUCUAUCGAUAUUCGCCCUUGUCCACGCUCAGAGUGCCUCAACUUCAGUCACUCAAUGGCCGGUGCAUAAUGAUGGCCUUAGUGACUAUGUCCGAUGGGACCACUACAGUUACAUCGUUAACGGACGGAGGACAUUUCUCUUCGGUGGCGAGAUGCACUAUUGGAGGAUACCAGUCCCAGAAAUGUGGGGUGAUAUCCUCGAGAAGAUAAAAGCCGCCGGUUGUAAUGCGUUUACCUUCUAUGGUCACUGGGGGUAUCAUGCUCCUAAUCCGACAACAUUGGACUUCGAGAAUGGUGCACAUAACUUCACGAAGCUGUUCGAACUCGCUCACAACCUUGGAUUAUACGUCUUUGUCCGACCAGGCCCCUACAUCAACGCAGAGGCAAAUGCUGGAGGCUUUCCUCUCUGGCUGACAACAGGAGACUAUGGGACAUUGAGAAACAACGACACCAGGUACACAGCAGCUUGGACUCCUUACCAGACAGAAUUCGCACAUAUAGUGUCCCAAUACCAGGUGACAAGUGGUGGCAAUGCUCUUACAUACCAAAUUGAAAAUGAGUAUGGGUAUCAGUGGACCAAUACGACCGCGAAAGCACCCAACGAGACCGGGAUUGCCUACAUGGAGCUUCUUGAAGCAAACGCCCGCCAGAAUGGUAUAACCAUUCCCCUGACCCAUAACAAUCCAAAUAUGUACUCGCUAUCCUGGUCUAAAGACUAUGACACUGCCGACGUGGGCGGCGAUGUCGACAUCUACGGACUGGACUCCUACCCAGCCUGUUGGAGCUGCAACCUUGCCGAAUGCACGAGUACCAACGGUCCGUAUGUGGCUUUCGAGGUACAAGAAUACUACGACCACUUUCAGUUGGCAGCUCCCACACAGCCGGAAUUCAUGCCUGAGUUCCAGGGUGGAUCUUACAAUCCCUGGGGCGGGCCACAAGGGGGAUGUCGCAACAACACAGAUGAGUACUUUGCUAACCUCUACUACCGGCACAAUAUUGCAGAACGUGUAACGGCAAUGUCCCUGUACAUGUUCUAUGGUGGAACGAACUGGGGUUGGUUUGCCGCUCCCGUCACCGCUACCAGUUAUGACUAUUCGGCACCCAUCUCUGAGGAUCGGUCAAUUAGCUCCAAGUACUAUGAAACAAAGAAUUUGGCCUUGUUCACGAGAGUCGCACAGGACUUGACCUUGACAAACAGAAUUGGCAACAGUACAUCUUAUUCGACGGAUCCUGCAAUCUCGACCACGGAGCUAAGGAAUCCGGAGACCUACGCUGCAUUUUACGUGACUAUUCAUGCGAACUCCUCGUCAUCUUCUGUGGACUCGUUCAAGCUCAGCGUCAGUACGUCUGCGGGAAAUUUCACUAUUCCACAGAAAGGCAGUUCUAUCGUCCUCGAUGGUCAUCAGUCGAAGAUCGUUGUUACAGACUUCCAUAUCGGCUCAGAGACCUUGAUCUACUCGACUGCGGAGGUCCUCACAUACGCAGUUUUUGAUGACGCUCCAACGCUGGUGUUAUGGGUCCCUUCUGGUGAGGGCGGCGAGUUCUACCUGAAAGGCACCACUUCCGGCUCGGUCUCUAAAUGCGAUGGCUGCUCAGAUGUCGGGUUCUAUCCAGAGAGCGACGGCCUCAUUGUCAUGUUCCAGCAACAAGCAGGAUCAACCGUUCUCAACUUCAACACAGGGACUCGAGUUGUGAUUCUAGACAGAACCUUUGCCUAUCGAUUUUGGGCACCUGCACUGACUACAAGUCCGCUAGUAUCACCGAAUGACACCGUCCUGGUGCAAGGGCCAUAUCUGGUCCGUGAUGCUACCAUACAAUCCCAAACACUUGCACUUACUGGCGAUAUCGACAGCGCGACGGAAGUUGAGAUCUUUGCUUCCAAGUCUGUGCAGUCAAUAUCGUGGAACGGGAAGUCCCUGAAUACCACGGCGACCGCCUACGGAAGUCUUGUCGGUCAGUUGGCCGCGCCAGCUGGGUUUGUAGUACCACAGUUUGGUCCCUGGAAGGUGCAUGACAGUCUUCCGGAGCGUCUGACAAACUACUCCGACGCAGGUCCUGCCUGGGUCGACGCAAAUCACAAUGUUACACCGAGCGUGUAUCAACCUGCGACACUGCCCGUGCUGUACGUGGACGAAUAUGGGUUCCACAGCGGCAUACACCUAUGGCGAGGAUAUUUCGACGGCCAAGCAAGCGGAGUAUUUCUUAACGUCCAAGGUGGAACGGCAUUCGGUUGGAGUGCUUGGCUGAAUGGGGGUUUCGUUGGGUCUUUCUUGGGAAACGCUUCCCUCGAGGCAGGCAAUAUGACUAUUUUCUUUUCCAACGCAACAGUGAAGGCUACCGGCAACGUGCUACUUGUGGUCCAAGAUAAUAGUGGCCAUGACGAGACAACUGGUGCUCUCAACCCACGUGGAAUAACAAAUGCCACUUUAAUUGGCGAGGCGGGAUUUACCGCUUGGAAAGUCGCGGGCACCGCAGGAGGUGAUGCGGCUCCUAUCGACCCUGUACGAGGGGAUCUCAACGAGGGUGGGCUCACAGGCGAAAGGCUUGGCUGGCAUCUCCCUGGGUUUGACGAUUCGGCUUGGGCGACCAGCUCUCCUGCAACCGGAUUUACUGGGGCAGGUGUGCAGUUCUACCGCACCACCUUCUACCUGGGUAUUCCAUCGAAUCAAGAUGUGUCACUGAGUUUCAGGCUCGGUAGCCUGGGGCCAGUCGAUUUUCGGUCUCUCCUUUUCGUCAACGGCUACCAGUAUGGGCGUUUCAAUCCUUACAUUGGCAAUCAAAUCGACUUCCCGGUCCCGCCUGGUGUGCUCAACUAUAAUGGCAACAAUACAGUGGCAGUCGCGAUCUGGGCACAAACUGAAGCUGGAGCAGCGGUGGAUGUUGAUUUAAAUGUCGAAUAUAUCACUGACACAUCGUACGACUUCACGUUCGACAGUGACUACCUCAGACCAGAAUGGACUGCAGCUAGGCUACAAUGCGCAUGA